Molecule: messenger RNA, 801 nt
Organism: Cryphonectria parasitica EP155
Lineage: Eukaryota; Fungi; Ascomycota; Sordariomycetes; Diaporthales; Cryphonectriaceae
Exons: 2
Coding region: 1-801 (266 amino acids)
Molecular function (GO): acyltransferase activity, transferring groups other than amino-acyl groups
Source: RefSeq, a predicted model, not a curated record
AUGGCGAACGUAAGCAAUUCUACCGUGACAUACGUCGAGCUGAAGCACUCGCUCGUGCCCAAGAAGUGGGGCGAGGCGGUUCGGGUCAUCAACAUGACAGAGUGCAAGGAGGUCGGCCUCUCGCUGGCGCACGCCUUUGCGGCGGACGACCUGUCCUACUACCUGCUCAACUCGGAGGACAUGGACAACUUGUCGCAGGAGGAGAAGUGGCGGCUGCACGUCGAUAUCUUCAAUUAUCUCGUCGCCGCCCAUUGCCUCCGCGGGGAGGUCCACGUCAUCGGUCCCGAGUAUGAGGGGGUUGCCCUCUGGAUGCCGCCGGGCUGCGACAUGGACGACUGGUGGACCACGCUUCGGAGCGGCAUGUGGCGCCUCUACUUCCAGCUUUCCGCCGAGGGCAGGGCGCGCUACUACAAUGAGCUCAUGCCGCUCCUGCACGACACCAAGUUGGAGGUCCUCGGCGAGCGAGACAGCAAUGCCUACUACCUCGUGUAUCUGGGAACUAAACCCCAUGCCCGUGGUCGUGGCUAUGCCCGCAGGCUCCUCCAGACCAUGAUUGAGAGAGCUGAUGCAGAGAACAGGCCUGUUUACCUUGAGUCGAGUUCCCUGGCCAACAACGCCUACUACGAAAAGUUUGGCUUCGUGGUUAAGAAGGAGAUCUUCCUCAAGCGUGGACCUGCGCCGGUCCAGCUGUCGAUUAUGGUCCGUGAGCCUCAGCCCGCCCCCUCCAAGUUUGCUAACAGCGCCCCCGCCCCCAUCAAUGGCCUCAAGUCUAAGGCGACCGCCGCCAUCAAGAUGGUGUAG